AUGCCUUCCCCGGCACUCGGGGUACACAGCCUGCCUUUCGGAUUUCACGGCGCAGUAAUCUUUCUUCGCAACUCGGUGUUACUCACGUCAUUGUCGCUUAUUCUCGUCACGCUCGGCGUCAUCGGGUACCGUCUGCUCUUCCACCCCCUUGCCCGCGUCCCCGGCCCCCGGCUGGCUGCCAUUUCGAAUGUCUGGUACGCUUGUCAGGUCCGCAACGGACGGAUGCUCAGGUUGGGCAAGUCACUGCAUAAGCGGUAUGGUCCGGCUGUGCGCGUCGGGCCGAAUGAGGUUUGGUUUGAUUCUGUAGAUGCAUUCAAGCACAUUUACCUGUCCACUGCGUUGCAAAGACCAGACAUUACUUACACCCCUCUGCCAACCUUUACAUCUCCCGAUACCCUUGACUUGCUCUCGGAACGCAACACGCAGCGCUACCGCCUGCAACGUCGUCUAGUAGGACCUCUGUACCAAACCAGCUAUCUGAAACGUCACGAACCAGCACUUGAUGCCGUAUUAGGAAGGGUAAUCGCCACGCUUCGUUCGCUUGACGGUGCCGAGAUCGACCUCAAGGAAUGGAUGCACAUCAUCGCGGUCGAGUCUCUCUCAGCCGUCGUCCUCACCUGGUCGCCCAACUACCUCCGUGACAAGACAGAUCACUCGUCCAGCAGCCAUGGUUACAUGGGCUGGCGCCGCAAAUCCAUCUUUGGACUCUUUCCUCUCGCCGUCAAAUUGGAGCUGCUCUCGAAAACAUUCGGGAGGACAUUUGCCAACCUCUGGCGCGUAACGUACAAGACGCCCAAGAACUUCAAGCCCUUCUUCACGGGCGUCUACAGACAAGUUUCGCGACGGGUCACGUCCGCCCUGGCUGGCAAGCCGAUCUCGAAAAACGACCGCAAGGACGACUUCCUCACGGACCUCAUCCAGCUGCACAAGGACAAGCCCGACUUUUCGGAGACGUACCUCCGUCGCAUGGCCAUCACCAACUUUGGCGCUGGGCACGAGACCAUGUGCUCGGCGCUGACGUCCAUCAUGGCCAUGAUCGGCUCCCACCCCGAGGUACAGCGCCGUGCCGCCAACGAGGUGCGCUCCGCGACCGAAGACCCGAAGGUCUACGACCACGCCGUGCGGUUGAGCUACACCCAAGCCGCCAUCAAGGAGGCCCAACGGCUGUACCCCGUUCUCGGGAUGGCGUUGCCCCGCACGGUACCCCCUGAAGGGUUUGCCGUCGGUGGGCAAAUGUUCCCUCCGGGGACGACCGUUGGAUGCAACCCCGUGUCCUUGCACAGGAACACGGCAAUUUUCGGAGAGGAUGCGGAAGGAUACAAUCCGGAGCGCUGGUUGGACGCAGACAGAAACCUCAAGUCCAUGGAGCGGUUCAACCUCACCUGGGGAGGGGGCGGAAGAAUGUGUCCCGGGAGACACCUUGCCGAGUUGGUGGUCUACAAGACGAUACCGGCCCUGCUGGAGCACUUUGACGUGGAGGUUGUCAUGCCCCGGAGGAAGAAAUACACUAUUACUUUAUGGCCAUGCUUACGGGUGUGA
Messenger RNA from Colletotrichum spaethianum, 1539 nucleotides. RefSeq names its product cytochrome P450 monooxygenase sdnT. Bases 1 to 1539 code for a protein of 512 amino acids. The transcript is spliced from 2 exons. The record is from RefSeq and is a predicted model, not a curated record. NCBI's taxonomy places the organism in Eukaryota, Fungi, Ascomycota, Sordariomycetes, Glomerellales, Glomerellaceae. Gene Ontology annotation, molecular function: heme binding; iron ion binding; monooxygenase activity.